Penicillium malachiteum is the source of this 891-nucleotide messenger RNA. RefSeq lists its product as uncharacterized. The transcript is spliced from 2 exons. The record is from RefSeq and is a predicted model, not a curated record. Bases 1 to 891 code for a protein of 296 amino acids. NCBI's taxonomy places the organism in Eukaryota, Fungi, Ascomycota, Eurotiomycetes, Eurotiales, Aspergillaceae.
AUGUAUUCAUUGCAGCCUGAGGCACAAUCGAGCUCUACACUGGCACCAGUUCUCCACGCAAGUGACACUGAAAGUCAAGAACAAUCACUAGAUGCGGGGCGCGUCAAAAUCAAAGCAAGUUUCCUGCUUGCACGGCCGGUACCGAAACAUUCGCUUCGGGUCUCUUCAAAACUUUUAUUGCAAGUUCAACAACUGCCAAAAGAUCACCGACCAGUUCCUGUCCUUGAAAUAAGACAGCCGCUUUUGUUCAAAUCAAAAUUCACCCGUGGAUUUCAACAGGAUGUCAAGUUACGAUCGGGUGAUCUCUUCGCUCACCUCAUUGAGUCCUACGUCAAAAGUUCUCCUGCUGGGCGAAGUCUCUCCAAUUCGGAGGACCAGACCAUACACGGGAAGACUUUUACGGCCAAUAAGGUUGUUGGGGCCAUCUGCCACAAUGAAAUGGCUUCAAAGAUAUUCUUUCAAGACGCGCGGUUCGGUUGGCAAGGUCGUGCUAUUGAAGUCGUUGGACCUCAGAAGUCCAGAAAGUGCUACAGAUUCGCAAUUAACAACGAAGAGAGGGAUCCUGCAUGUUCAAGUGGAAUCAUAUUGCAAUGGGAGAAAAAGAAUGAAGACGUUGAAUCGGCUGCUUUGCUCAACGGAGAAAUGUUUACCCUAUUUUUGAUUGAUAGGAGAGCAAGAAGAAAGGCCAAAAUGGCGACUAUAACGAACGAUAGAUUCGAGAUGAAUGUUCGGAAGAGUUUUGUUCGAGAGAGCCUGCAGGACUGCUUUGAUCUGAUGGGGUAUACGGAUUCUGAAACAGGAGAUCCUCGUCAUGUUUUCGAGUCGCGUCUAUAUACUUUGACUCUCACGCUGGGGAUUUGGGUGGGCUUUCAAGAAGCAUGGUUCAAUUAG